Molecule: messenger RNA, 3401 nt
Organism: Talpa occidentalis (Iberian mole)
Lineage: Eukaryota; Metazoa; Chordata; Mammalia; Eulipotyphla; Talpidae
Gene: MRPS24
Product: mitochondrial ribosomal protein S24
Exons: 4
Coding region: 26-529 (167 amino acids)
Biological process (GO): translation
Cellular component (GO): mitochondrion
Source: RefSeq, a predicted model, not a curated record
UCUCCGCUUGUCCGCUCGGCCUAAGAUGGCGGCGGCUUUACGCGCUGGCGCCGUCGCGCAGCUGAUGCGGUCCUGGAUCCGCCCGCUGCCCUGCUCCAGGCGGACCCUGCACACUAGCGCGGCUUGCGCCAAGAACCGGGCGGCCCGAGUUCGAGUGGGUAAGGGAGACAAGCCAGUGACCUACGAAGAGGCCCAUGCGCCGCACCACAUCGCCCAUCGCAAGGCCUGGCUUUCCCAGCACACAGGUAACUUGGAUGGGGAGGACCAUGCUGCAGAGCGAACUGUGGAAGAUGUUUUCCUGCGAAAAUUCAUGAUGGGCACCUUCCCAGGGUGCCUGGCUGACCAGCUUAUCCUAAAGCGCCGGGCCAACCAGGUGGAGAUUUGUGCCCUGGUGCUGAGACAGCUGCCUGCACACAAGUUUUACUUCCUCAUUGGCUACAGUGAAACUCUGCUCUCUCACUUUUACAAGUGUCCUGUGCGUCUGUACCUCCAAACUGUGCCCUCAAAAAUUGUGUAUAAGUACAUCUAGAUAACCCCAACCCGCACCCCCGCUUUUUUUUUUAUUUUAUUUUUUUUUUUUUGCAACAAGCUCUCUUCUUCAGGGGACAGAAACACCAGGAAGGCGGGGGGGAGUAUAAAUGGAGAAGUACUCAGGCUUUGUUUUCAAAGUGCCACUAAAUAAAUAGAACUUACUUUUUACUUUUCAGUGUGUCUUUACUCUUAGGAUGAGGAAACUAGAAUAGGGUUUCUUUGAGGCCCCAGAGCUCCUGGGAUAACUGCCAGUUGUUUGAGGUUUAGUUAGUAGCUAUCAUUCAAUUACAAACUUGUAUCAAACAGUAUCAGGGACUUUUCUUUGUUUCUUCUCAAAAUUGAAAGAUUCAGUUUUGGUGAUUAUAAAGUAAUAGUGUUUUGUUUUGUUUUUUUUUUAAAGAUUUAUUUAUUUAUGCAUACAAGAGCUGUGGUACAGACCAGAGAUGUGGGGGGUGAGAGGAUCCACCAGAGACAGAGCGGGGAACAGGACAGGCAGAUCGACCGAAAUACACUGCUGAGGCAGGCAGUGGGGCAAGACAGGAGAGGUCUGCCUUGCCAUGUGGGUUUCUCCCUGGGCAGCUGGGGAUCGAACUUGUGCUGCAGAGGCUGCAAACUACUUCACAGUGAGGCGCUCAACCCCUUAAGCCACCAGAGAGGCCCAAUAGUGUUAAUUUUUCAAAAGAGAAAUAUGGACAUGUAUCAAAUUAAUCAUGAAACUUUGUUGUAAUUCCACCCCAAGGAGAACCAUGAACUGAACAGUUUUUUGUAUUUCAUUUCCAGAUGUACUUUUUUUCCAGAACUACUUUAAUGCAUACUCAUCAUUGAUGAAACAAGUUUAUAAAUGAGCACCUACUCUGAAUCUGGUUGUCUUCUAAGUGCUUGGAAUCCAUCAAAGAACAAAAAUUAUUUGCAAGCUCUUUGCCUUUAUGGCACUUGUAUCUCUUAGGAGAGUUCAAGGACGGUUAGGCAGCAUUGGAGAUUCCAGACAGGUAUGAGAGAGAGACAUGCAAGUAAAUGGGGGAGAGUGUUUCAGAAAGCAACAUCUGCAAAGCUACAUGUACUGCUGGUGAUUAGCCAUGGAUUACUGACCUUCAACUUGAAUUUGAUACCUUCACCAUGACUAAUACCCUUAAUUUGAACUUGCCCUAAUCCUGACCCUGAUUCUCACGCUGGACCUUGUUCUCAUUGAUAGUAAUGCUCCCCCUGACCUUACCCACAGCUUGACCUAUACUCUCAACCUCACUUUACUCAGGAUCCACUUGGACCCUUCCUUGAUCCUGUCUCUGGCACUAACUUUGACUCAUGACCUUGAUCCUGAGUAUGACCCUCAUGUUUACUGUAACCCUGCUCACAAUAUGAACUUCUCCUUGAAAACUUCAUUCUACUCUCCUUUAGCAUGACCCUGACUAACUUCAUUUUUAACUCUAAACUUGGUGCCUGCUUUGAUUUUGAAAAUGAUCGUCAUCCAGAUUCUUGUGAUCUUGACUAUGAAUCUGGAAGUCAUUUAAAUCUGACUCUCACUCUAUUCAACAACCCUGAAAAAUGACAUUUAAGUCCUUUGACACCCUGAAGACAAAAAUCAAAACCUGACUCUGACCCAGACCUUGAUCCUUUUCACCUUUACUCUGCCACUGUUUCUGACUUUGAACCUAACUUUUGAUUUGCAUUUGACCCUCUCCCUCUUGAUUCUCACCUUACUACAAACUGACCUGAAGUUAUGACCCUCAGAGCAUGACUUUGACAGAAUUUCACUCUAUAACUACUGCUUAUCCUAAUUGCUUAUCAAAUAUAGCUGAACCUCAGCUGUACUUGAUUAUGUACCUGACUCUCAUGACCCAAAUUCAUGCACAUACUGAUAUGAAACUGAACUUGAAUCUUACCCUGUCACUUACUGUGUCACCGAUGCUCACCAGCUCCUUGAUACCAUCAGAGGGACCCAGAUCUUGACCCUGAUUCUUUUAUUGAAAUAUACGUUACACCGUGUAGUUCAAUAUUGGUUUAUGACACUAUAUGAUUUAGGGGAAUAGCCUCAUAUAUCCUUAGCUGUAUAUUACUAGACCACAAAUCAUCACCAAAGCACCCAUAGUCCUUUCCCACAGACUGUUAUGCCCCCUUCUCACUUUGUUCCAAUCACUAUAGUAAUCUCAGUUCGCUAUAGUAAUCUUAAUUCUACAGUCAUAUUCUUAGGGUUUGUUUUGUUUUGUCAGUUUCUUUGAUUAUAUAUAAGUGAAAUCAUCUGCUAUUUGUCUUCCUCCUAACUUAUUUCAUGUAGUAUAAUGUCCUUUAGUUCCAUCCACAUAAGUCACAUGGCAGGAGUUCAUCUUUUUUGUGCUUUUGUUUUUAAUAGCUGAAUACCUAUUAUGCUGAAUAGUUUUAAUAGCUGAAUAUACAGGGAAUACUUAUGCUUAAUCCAUUUAUCUGUAGCUGGGCACUUAGUUUGUUUCCAUAACUUGGCUAGGUAAAUAGUGCUUCAAUGAACACAGGAAUGUAUAUAUCCCUUAAGUUGGGGCAUUUGCAUUAUAUCCCUUAAAUUCGUGUGUUUGUAUUUAUUUGAAUAGAUGCCAAAGAGUGGAAUUACUGGCUCUAUGGUAAGAUAUCCAUGCUGUUUUCCAUAGGGGCAUGAGCAGUUUACAUUUAUACCAACAGCAUAUAAGGAAGGAUUCCUUUUCUCCACACCCUUGCAAAAAUUUGUUGUUGCUCUUUUCUCGUUUAAUGGGCCAUUUCAAUGGGAGUGAGGAGGUUUUGAUUUAGAAUUUUGUGCAUUUCAUGUUGAAUAUUUUUUUCAAUUGUUGACCAUCUAUACAUCUUUUGCGAAAUACCUUUAACUCUUUUUUUUUUUUUUUGAAGAUUUAUUUAUACAAGCACUGGGU